UUUCCCGCCACAUUUUGUCCUUCCAUCGAUAUGCUUGGACACAGCACUCUGUGAACAGCAGCCUCCUUAGCUCUGAACGUUCGUGGCUUCCCCAUCCUAUGGAGGCUAUCAAUGAUGGUCUUCUGGCCACUUGUCAAGUCUGCAGUCUUCCCCUAUGGAACCCAACUGAAGCAAUUUCAUGACACCUGGGGAAACCCGGGCAGGUGCUUUGAGUUUAGGAGAUGAUUAGUGUGUGACAAAAUAGCAGCAAACCUUUUCCAUGACGACGCCCCCUCAGCACACACACAAUGAAUGAGAGUCAGCCGCUUUGCCAAGUGCAGUGUGAAAGGCCUCAAGAGUCACGUCUUUUCAGUUUGAUGUCUUUGGCUUUGAGUUGUUCGUUGUCUCCGUUUUGUUUUCGAGGGCAGAUGGGAGCCUCCCGAGUUCUUGAGUGCGUUUCGAGCGGCAUUCAUCAGUGGAGAAGAAAUUACAUUAUUGGAGGAAUCUGAGAAUAUUUAGGAUUUGGACAAUUUCAAGCUGGUGACGUCAUUCCUCUCAGAUCUGGAGUCUCUCCGUGCGUGGGAGGGUCCGACACCAACUCGUCCGGUUGUGCGCAGGCGUCCGAAAGACGCUCGUGUGGACGCCCCUCCGCCCGGUCUCUAUGGCGACCGGUCCGCGCUGCCCCGUGACGUCAACAUUCCAGCGCGAGCACACGCACACACACACGCACGCACGCACGCACGCGCGCCGAACUCUGUGGAUGCAAGACGCAGCAGGAUGAGGCCUUUGUUGGUGUGCGUGUGCGUGCUGCUGGGUGCGGCGGAGGCCUCACGCGCGGCGUCGCUGACCGAACCCUUCGGAAGCUUCCAGUCGCCCGACUUCCCGGCGAGCUAUCCCGACGACACGCGACGUCGCUGGGAAAUCCGCGUUCCCCACGGCUUCCGUGUGCGACUCCACUUCAGCCAUUUUGACCUGGAACCUUCCGACUCGUGCCAGUACGACUACGUCAGGGUGGAGGCCGGGGGCGGGGCUUCCCCUCUGGGCGUGUUCUGCGGCGGCGACGCUUCGGACCCGGAGAAGGUUCCGGGCCCGGCGCCGCUCGCUUCCCCCGGAAACGUUCUGAGCGUCGUCUUCUCGUCCGACUUCUCGAACCAGGAAAACUUCUCGGGCUUCCGAGCUCACUACAGCGCGGCAGACGUGGACGAGUGCGCGGAGGGCGUGGACGGGCGGGACGCCUGCGACCACCUGUGCCACAACUACGUGGGCGGCUUCUACUGCUCCUGUCGCCAUGGUUACUUGCUGCACCGCGACAAGCGCACGUGCGCAGUGGAGUGCAGCGGCCUGGUGUUUUCCGAGCGCAUCGGUUCCGUGAGCAGCGUGAACUUCCCGUCGUCGUACCCCAAGAGUUCUGAGUGCUCGUACUUCAUUCGGGUGGCGCCAGGACUCAAACUCCGCCUCCACUUCGACCACACCUUUGAUGUGGAGGAUCACCCGGAAGUCACGUGCCCGUACGACUACGUCAAGAUCCGAGCGGCCGCCGGCGAGUUUGGCCCGUUUUGCGGUCGCCAAUCACCCGGCGACAUCCAGACGGACACCAACACCGUCGCCAUCUUGUUUCACAGCGACGACACAGGAGAAAACAUCGGGUGGAGGAUCACAUACACCGCAGAGGACAGUAAGUCAGUGUUCUCGCCUGCAGCUAACGCCACGGUGACACCGCUACGGUCCGAGUACUCGUCCGGAGACCGCGUCCGCGUUUCGUGCUGGCCGGGCUUCGCGCUCAUCAAGGAUGGCGAGCGUGUGGACGGCGAGUUUGAGCUGCGCUGUCAGCAAGACGGCACCUGGAACGCCACACUUCCUGUCUGUCAAAGGGUGGAUUGCGGGUGUCCGGCGGUGGUGGGCGGAGCCGAAGUUGAGCUUGGCAACCAUGACAAUGGAAGCCGAUUUGGCGCUGCCGCCCGCUACGUCUGCGAAGAGCGCCACCGACAAAUACACCCUGAACACGCGUGUGGCCGUCCGUCCCGUCCUCUGGCCGUCCAGGUGAAGCGCAUCGUCGGCGGUCGCGCGGCCGAGCCCGGAAACUUCCCCUGGCAGGUUCUUCUGAGCGUGGAGGAUUUGAGCCGCGUUCCUGCGGAGCGCCGGUUCGGGUCGGGCGCCCUGCUGUCGGACACGUGGGUCCUGACCGCCGCCCACGUCCUGCGGUCCCGCCGCCGCGACGGCCGGGUGGUCCCCGUGGCCCCCGAACACGUUAAGGUGUUGGCGGGCGUGGUGGACGUGCGCGACAAGCAGGCGUCGGCGGGCCUGGCCGUCUCCCAGGUGCUCAUCCAUCCCGACUUCCGGCCCAGCGAUUUCGACAACGAUGUCGCCCUGGUGAAGCUGAGCGUCAGGGUGGAGCUGAACGACGCCGUCCGUCCCGUCUGCCUGCCGCCGCAGGGCGACGCGCCCACCCCACUGCCCCACUCUCUGGGCGUGGUCGCCGGGUGGGGCGUGUCGCACCCCGACGUGACCUCCAACCUGCUGCAGUUUGUCCGCCUGCCGGUGGUACCGCAGGACGAGUGCCGUGCCAGCUACGCGGCCCGCGCGGGGGGCUACAACAUUAGCGACAACAUGUUCUGCGCUGGUUUCUAUGAGGGCGGGCGCGACACCUGCCUGGGCGACAGCGGGGGCGCCUUUGUGGCCCAGGACCCCGUCAGCCGGCAGUGGGCGGCGCUCGGCCUGGUGUCGUGGGCGGGGCCCGAGGAGUGCGGCAGUCGUCGGGUGUACGGCGUCUACACGCGUGUCAACAAAUACCUCAAAUGGAUACAGGAGCGCCUCCUGGUGGUCAUAUGACUACAUCACACACAAAACACGUGUCUUACAAUUCUUGCACGACUAUAUAGUGUAAAUAUAGAGAACACUGUGGCUGACACGUUGCCGAAACAAAACAAAGUCAUUGCAUGCAUUAUAAGUUUGAACGCAAAACUACGCAAGUACAUGAGGAAAUCUUCAUAUUUGUCAUUUUUUGAUGAUGUCGAAAAUGAACCUCAUAUCUUUUAACGAUUUGCUUCAGGUUAUCAUCUACAUGUGUUCAUAAUACCUGAUCAGAAUGAUUGUAUUUAAAGGCACAAAACGUUAAGUCACAGGUAUUUGGAACUGAAAAAUAUUACAAUUAAAUCCAUUUAUGAAG
Messenger RNA from Phyllopteryx taeniolatus (common seadragon), 3145 nucleotides. RefSeq names its product MBL associated serine protease 1 (gene masp1). Gene Ontology annotation, biological process: zymogen activation; complement activation. NCBI's taxonomy places the organism in Eukaryota, Metazoa, Chordata, Actinopteri, Syngnathiformes, Syngnathidae. The record is from RefSeq and is a predicted model, not a curated record. Gene Ontology annotation, molecular function: serine-type endopeptidase activity; calcium ion binding. The transcript is spliced from 12 exons. Bases 757 to 2808 code for a protein of 683 amino acids. Gene Ontology annotation, cellular component: blood microparticle; extracellular region.